AUGGAGCUCGAUCCGGACUACACGUUCGUCCCGCUCGCCGAGCGCCACUACAUGGGCAUACAAAACAAAGAUACCCAGCACUACUUGAAAAAAUGGGGAUUACUCGGGAACAUAGGCAUACAAGAUUUCUGCUUUAACGAGCCGUUUCAGCCGUACAACAAAUAUCAUAUAGCCGAGCAAUUUUUCAAGAGCCCCGUGGUUGCCAAUUCGCUGAAACUUAAAGUCGGCGAUGCUUGGAUGGUCCAAGGCAUAAAAGCAACAUCAGUCGACGUCACUCCAGUGCAGUGUACCGCGCUGAACAUGUCCUUUUUCGACAAAUUAAAAAACCCCGAGAACAAAAUCGUCUCCCUCUCGGGAGCCAUUUGCAAACAGUGCGACGUGGAAAUCGAAGGAUUCAUCGUCUCCGACAAACUCAGAGCCAUGAUCCUCGACGAGGAUAACGAGCGUUACAGCCUGUACGGGCCAGAGGAGAGGGACGAGUUUAUCUUCCGGCUGUUCGAGAUGCUCGUCCUCGGGGGAAGCCUGUGCCAGUACGAGGACGAGCUGCAGCCCUAUCUCGACGUCACGAGAAAAAUUUACAAGGACCUCGUCAGGGUGGAGAAAAAGGAGGACCGCGAUUUGUCAAUAUGUACGACGGUCGUGCGAGUGGUGGCCAGCGCGAGGGAGCGCGGGGACACGCGGCCGUACUUCCCGGGAGGUGAUGCGGAGAACCGGCAGAACGUCGGAUUCCUCCUGAUUGACGGCUCGGGACGCCGGGUGACCAGUUUGAUGCAUCGAUUCGGAGGUUUUAACUGGUGAGACAAG
Messenger RNA from Copidosoma floridanum, 804 nucleotides. Its product is annotated as cilia- and flagella-associated protein 300. The record is from RefSeq and is a predicted model, not a curated record. Lineage: Eukaryota; Metazoa; Arthropoda; Insecta; Hymenoptera; Encyrtidae.